GGUAACUAUUUUAAACCACUGAAAAUGAGUUUGCUGAAAAAUUUCCAUCUAAAGUGGUUGCCUAACUAAUUUUAGAUUAUUCUAUAUACAAGAAGCUUAAUGAAUUUAACUGUUCAUCAUAUUUGAGGCUAUGUUAGGUAAGAAGUUCCAGGCAAGGACUGCUGUUCCAUAUAAGGAGCUUCACUGUUCUGCACCUCCUUCAUUUGGUGGCAAAAUUCAGCCAUUGGACAGCCCUGGUGAAACAAAUUUCUUGGCGAUGCUUGGCAGGCUGCGGUCAAGUCGGCUGCUGCUGCUCGUGGCUGUGGUCGUCUGUAUUAUCAUGUACAUGGCAGGGCAUCGUAUGAGCAGCGUCUCUAUUGAGCCUCCCAGUUUCUUCCCGUGGACCACCGUCACUGACCGCAACGUGUCAGCUUACGUGUCUACAGCGAAGCAAACGCUAUUGAUGCCCCGCGAGGGAUGCUCAGGAGACGAGUUCCUGGUGGUGGUGGUGCCAAGCAGUCCAGGCAACAGCCAACGGCGCAAGGCUAUCAGAAAUACUUACGGUCAGUGGAUCCGUCAAGUGGAUAGUGCGACGACCACCAGAAAACUUUUGCAACUCAGUGAUGGGUGGAACACCCUCGACAACAAGGAUGUAGAGUCGACCUACGUCGUGAGGAAGGAUUACCUCGACCAGCCGAGUCCGCUUCUGAGGAAUAGUAAAGUCUCGGCUGCUGGGGGCGCGUCUCAAGGCAUGACUCGAGAGCUUUUUUCUCUUGAUGGUAAACAUGAUAUGAAGGACAACUUGCCCAUACCUGCAAAGUCUGCUUCUGAUGAAACGAAGACAGCCACCACAGCUUCAGUGCAUCACACGCGCGGCCGUUCAGGGCCUCGUGUACAGCUUUCUACUUUUGCCGAACUCAAUCGUACACUCAAAGGCAAACUCUUCUUCAUUUUGGGUCGGGAAAAUUCUGAGUCUGGCGUAAGUGCUUCGUUGAUGAACGAGCAAGAAGUGUACGGGGAUAUCAUUGUCGAAGAUUUUGUUGAUACAUACCAAAACUUGACUCUGAAGAGCCUUUUCAUGAUCAAGUACAUAACGAAUCAUUGUCCCGACGUCAAUUACGUUGCUAAAGUGGAUGAUGAUGUCUUUCUACACGUGCCAAAUUUACAAAGAACUUUACUUGCUAACGACACUUCAGAAAAGCUCAUCCUGGGUUGUCUUUUCUGCUACGUUCGGCCUGUUCUCAACCCAACAAGCAAAUGGUUCUCACCUCGGUACAUGUAUCAAGGUGAUCAUUAUCCUAAUUACGUAUCAGGCACCUCCUACGUUUUGUCAGGCAACGUGUUGACUCCGCUUCUUGCAGCCGGGAUGCACACGCCGCUCUUCCACCUCGAGGACGUUUUUAUCACGGGCAUUUUAGCCCGAAUGAUCGGGGUCAAGCCUCAGGACAGUAUCGAUUUCUCUUACCAAACUAGACCAACAAAUCCUUGUCUCUACCAGACCGCUUCUAUGGGGCAUGAAAUGGAGCCUCUGCAGAUGUACAAGUUGUGGAAUAUGUUACAUUUACGCGGUAUGACCAGCUCGUGUAAACCUCUCACCGCCGCGCAAAUACGCCGCUACACGCCAUCCAAGUGCGAUGCUAACAGAUAAUUACAAUGCAGGCGUGUUAUUAUCAAUGGAAUCUCAUGUAUGCUAUAAUAUGUAAUAGUUCGAAGAAUCUCAAAUCAUAUUGUGUAUUGAAAUGAGUGAUUGUGUAAGGCUGUUUUCGGUCACUCGCCGGCAUUUCUGCUGCUAUGCCAGUUUGUUUCUUCAUAAGAUUUUCUUUUAGUGACCCCCUCUAGUGGACUAUUAAGCUGAUACCCUACCUCGCCAAUCCAAGGAUGAGACACUUAUGGUCUAACCGCUAACGCGUCCUGCGAAAGUAUUUUUAGUCGCAUUAAAUGAAGCAUUAACAAGUUUUUUUAUGACGUUGGACUGCGUGGUAAAAAUGUUAAUUUUCCACAGCUGUCCAGAUGUUUUUCGUAAAAUUUGAGUUAGAGAGCACUUUUGUUUAGUUCCGUGGUUUGGAAAUUAUUCUCGUGUCAGUUACCUGUCCUGUUAUUCGGGCUCAAGUGUUCUUUACUUGGCUGGUUCAACUCACGAAGCUUUUGCAAUGGCGAUCGUAAAUUUUCUGAUUGAUUUUGUACCUGCACAAGAGCGACAGGAAACUGUACCCAAGUUAAGACCUGAUCUUGAAUAGUACUCUUUUACUGUAUAUUUUCUGUUUUUCUACAGUGGUUCAACUGUGUUUACUUGGAUGCAUAUAAUCUCUACCUGUUGAGCCUUAGCUUACUGUAUGUCUAUUCACAAAUCCUUCUGAGUCUGCGUUUUUUCAGUGGAUAAUAAUGAAUUGAUUGUAUCCAUAAUGUUGAGUUUGUUUAGUCAAGAUAAUAUGUGUUAACGGAAUGUUCAAUCAUAAUUACUCGGAAGGGUGCAGCAGUGAUUAAUUUUAAGCAAUCCUCAUGGCUGUUCUGGUUGGAUGAUACAAAGCCUAAAGGUCUCAAUGUUGAAACAGGAAAAUAUGUACGAUAUUACCAACGUUCUGAGUGACAUGAUGAGUGCCAAUUACCGUUAGUUUGUCACAUAUUAUAAAGUUCCGCAUCAGAUAACGCGCUCGUGUCCUAACGCGAAGUUCGUUUUUGUAUUUUUUUACCCUAGCCAUGUAUUCUAGUAUGUAGAUCACUGGUUUAUUUAGCUAUUUUAUUUGUUAGAGGAUGAAUUUCAUCACUAUUUUUUGUGAUAGAAUUAAUCUCAAAGACUUACCGUUCAUUUUAUUUACGUAAGGAACGGGUUUCUUAAAAAGACAUCUCUCUACUGCCUGUUUUAUGUUCUGUGAUUUAAUCUGUGAGAUUUAUGAACAUCUUUUUAUGAUUUAGUUCUAUGUUAGAUCUGAGUAAUAUGUGUCCAAAAAUUUAUUUAUUCAUUUUGAAAGAAUCUCGAAGUUUCGUCAUGAAGCUGCCUCUGCUUCAUAAUUACGAUGUCAAGCUUAUGUAUGUGUUAUCAUUACGGCUUGCAAGCUUAUGUAUGUGUUAUCAUUACGGCUUGCAAGCUUAUGUGUGCGUUAUCGUUACGUCAUCAAGCUUUCUAUGCGUUAUUGUUAGGGCGUCGAGCUUAUGUGCGCGUUAUUGUUGAGACGUCAAGCUUAUGUAUAUGUUACAGUUAUGACAUUAAACUUUAUAAUGAAGGUUCCACAAAUGAAGGUCUUAUUUGACGUACGUUAUCGCUGUCGUGCAUUUAAAUGCUCUUAUAUUAACCAAUCUCCACGAUAGGCGGAUGCUGCUCGUUUUUAAUUGUUUCCGAAAAUGUAAACCUUGUAAAUAUAAUUGUUCUAGUCGCGGCCCGCUUUUAGCGCAUUUUCUCAAUUAUGGAAAAAAUGCGCUAUUGUGCUAACCA
Hyalella azteca is the source of this 3409-nucleotide messenger RNA. RefSeq names its product lactosylceramide 1,3-N-acetyl-beta-D-glucosaminyltransferase B-like. The record is from RefSeq and is a predicted model, not a curated record. Gene Ontology annotation, cellular component: membrane. Lineage: Eukaryota; Metazoa; Arthropoda; Malacostraca; Amphipoda; Hyalellidae. Gene Ontology annotation, molecular function: hexosyltransferase activity. Bases 131 to 1627 code for a protein of 498 amino acids. The transcript has 3 exons.